Messenger RNA from Suillus fuscotomentosus, 483 nucleotides. RefSeq lists its product as uncharacterized. The transcript has 3 exons. Bases 1 to 483 code for a protein of 160 amino acids. Gene Ontology annotation, cellular component: fungal-type cell wall. NCBI's taxonomy places the organism in Eukaryota, Fungi, Basidiomycota, Agaricomycetes, Boletales, Suillaceae. The record is from RefSeq and is a predicted model, not a curated record. Gene Ontology annotation, molecular function: structural constituent of cell wall.
AUGCCCGAUGGGAAACCGAGAAAGGACGAGCAGCCUAAGGUUGCUCAGGAAAUGCAAGGACCAUCUAAAUUGCGUCAAGGUAGUGAUCACGGUGAGCAGGGUAGUAUCGCUGCUGCUGCUGUCACUGCUAGUAGCAACAGCGAGGAGGGUGAACGAAAGGAGAGUGAGGAUGCUAGCAAUCAUUUUGAUUAUAGGAGGCUGGUCGAGAACGAUACUCAGUGGGAGGGCCAGUGCAACACUCCAAUGCUGCGACAGCAGCGUCAGCGUGAGUUCCGAAUCAUACAAGACGAAACCUUCUACGGCCUCGGCCUUGUCGACGUUCCAGUGGUGGCGGACGCUGUUGUAGGCCUCACCUGCUCUGGCGUCAAGGUCGUCGGCACUUCCGAAGGCUGUUAUGCUCAACAGCAGCCACUUUGCUGCGAGGACAACUCGUACAAUGGUCUCGUCAACCUUGGCUGCACCCCCAUCGAUGUCAAUGCUUGA